Messenger RNA from Suillus fuscotomentosus, 688 nucleotides. RefSeq lists its product as uncharacterized. The transcript is spliced from 12 exons. The record is from RefSeq and is a predicted model, not a curated record. Bases 131 to 523 code for a protein of 130 amino acids. Lineage: Eukaryota; Fungi; Basidiomycota; Agaricomycetes; Boletales; Suillaceae.
GACCUAUGAUUACAUUAGUUCACUUCAGGAAGAGUGGACAUUCCUACUUCGAUCGCGUUGGACUAAGGUCAAAGCUCUUUAUAUCAUUGCACGAUACGUCCCCUUUUCCCUCGUCGCUGCGGACCUAUAUAUGAUCUUUGCCCCAAACAAGGAUGCUGAUGCUAAAUGCUGGAUGUUGAUGAAUAUUUACUCAUGUCUUGGGGUGGUAUCACUCACUUUCUCUGAAUGUAUUUUUAUACUCAGAACAUACGCGCUUUGGAACAAAAAUCGAAUUGUACUCGUAGCCAUGCUGUCCGCCCUCUUUGCUAUCACUGUAUCAUUCAUCGGCUUUUGGUUUGCCACUUCUGAUGCCACGACUAGCACGAUCUCAGGAACCGUAGGCUGCUCCUGGAACAUGCGCAUUAUUUAUUUCUCCAUGCCAUUUCUUCCCUCAGCUGGCGGACAGCCAGGGGCCCUCUGGGCGCCAUCCUGGUGCAGCACAAUAUGUUUUACUACGCAUGCAGUUUGUUUCUCUCAGCCAUGAACGUCCUCACGCCAGUGCUGUUUUCCUAUGUUACCGCAAACUUCCUCGAACGUUUUCAGGUCUUUAUCCUUGCAAUACUCGCCACGCGCAUGCACCUCCAUCUCUGGCAUAACUACUGGCACGCGCACCAUCCCGACGCCCUCGUAUGUAUUUCCAUGUCCGACA